AUGAUUAACUAAAGAGUUUUGAUAGUCAACCCAAGCCCUCAGGUGAUUUCUAUCUGUUUGCGCCUGGGGAACAUCCACCUAGCCUGGCUUCGGCAACCUUUCAAACGUUUGUUUUCUCAGAACUACAGCAGCGGAAUUUGUUAGAAUUAAAAGAAAGCAAAAUCCCAACACUUAGCAAAAGCUAUAGAGGUGUCAGUGUGUCUAUGGAGACAGCUUUUCACCCUUUUUUAAAAACCUAUUUAAUUUUUUCAGUCUGAAUCAUAAAACCAACAUGAACUGUUUUUUACAGGUAAUGGUGAGGUAUGUAUUUUGGUUUGUUCAUUAAUAGAGAUCUGUUUGCCAGUACCUGCGCUGAUAAAGCUUCGACAAAGAACGAGUUGACUUCAUUCACUUUGAAAUUCUUUAAGGAACCAUUUGUUUCGUGAUGGCACCUCCAAACGGCAUUUAAGGGUAAUAUUAAAACAGGGCACAUAUUUUGAUUUAUUAUUUUAUUUAAUUUUAUUUUGCAGUAACAGAAGCAUAUAAUACUGUCGCGGAUUGGGAAACAUAAAAAUACGAUAGCUUACUGCACAUCAUAAAGUGGGACUGAGACGUUUUUUGGGGUGAGUUCUUGGAUUGGCGCGAGGUGACUUUUUUGGGAGGGGGCACCAUGGUUGGCACGGGGGGGCCUGUGCCCUCGUUCUCAGUGUGGGACUACGUGGUUUUCGUGGGCACGAUCUUGGCGGCGGCAGCCGUCGGGCUGUUCCAGGCCAUCCGCGGGCGAAGGGAUACCAGCAGCGCCGAGUUUCUGCUCGGGGGACGGCGGAUGACGGCGGUGCCCGUGGCAAUGUCCCUUACCGCCAGCUUCAUGUCGGGUAUCACCGUGAUCGGCACCCCGGCCGAAGCCUAUCGCUACGGAACCCCCUUCUGGCUCUUCGGCUUCUCCUACGCCAUCAUGUCCACGCUCACGGCGGAGGUCUUCGUCCCGCUCUUCUACCGCUUGGGGAUCACCAGCACCUACGAGUAUUUGGAGAUGCGCUUCAACAAACUAAUUCGGACGGUUGGAACGACUAUGUACAUCAUACAGACAGCCUUGUACACGGGAAUGGUGAUUUACGCUCCCGCGCUCGCCCUCAAUCAGAUUACUGGCCUCAACCUGUGGGGGGUGCUGGUGGCUACGGGAGCCGUGUGCAUUAUCUACUGCACCCUGGGGGGCCUGAAGGCGGUUAUUUGGACGGACGUGUUCCAGAUGGUGAUCAUGCUGGCGGGGUUCGUGGCCGUCAUCGCCCAGGGCGCGGUGCUCCGGGGGGGCCUGACCACCAUCUGGGAGGACGCCUACCGGGGGGGUCGCCUCGAAGCCUUUGACUUUGAUCCCGACCCCUUGAAGCGACACACAUUCUGGACCAUCGUGGUGGGCGGCAGCUUGAUGUGGGCAUCAAUCUACGCGAUCAACCAAUCACAGGUGCAGCGGUACAUUUCCUGCCGCACUCUGACCCAGGCGAAGCUGUCUCUGUACUUCAAUAUGGUGGGGCUGUGGGUGACCGUCAGCUUGGCCGUCUUCACCGGCCUCACCAUGUACUCCAUCUUCAGGAACUGCGACCCGCUGGCCAACGGCGACAUCGGGGCGCUCGAUCAGAUGCUUCCGUACCUGGUGAUGGCCAUUCUGUCAGACUUCCCAGGAGUCCCUGGGCUGUUUGUCGCGGCUGCGUACAGCGGCACUUUGAGCACCGUUUCCUCGAGCAUCAAUGCCCUGGUGGCUGUAACGGUGGAGGACUUUGUGAAGCCCAUUUGGCCGAACCUCAGUGAGCGAAAGGUCUCCUGGAUUAACAUGGGCCUCAGUGUGUUCUUUGGGGCGCUCUGCAUAGGCAUGGCAGGUGUGGCGUCCAUGAUGGGAAGCAUUCUACAGGCAGCCCUGUCCAUAUUCGGCAUGAUCAGCGGUCCUUUGCUUGGACUGUACUUCCUUGGCAUGUUCUUCCGAUGUGGAAAUUCAACUGGAGGACUGGUGGGUCUGUGUGCAGGUCUGCUGCUGACCCUCUGGGUGGGGAUAGGGGCGCAGGUGUACCCCCCUCUGCCCGAAAAGACCCUCCCCCUCAAUGUCAGUGUCGCGGGCUGCAACCACUCUCAAGACCUCAACUUCACCACCGCGACACCGUGGAGCAGCGCGGUGACGUUAGCGCCACUGCCGACUCCAGACAGGCCGGUUCUGGCAGACACCUGGUACUCCCUGUCAUACCUCUACCUUUGCCCGCUGGGCACCCUGAUGACCCUCAUCCUUGGCUUAGCGGUCAGCGCUGCCACAGGCGGCUGCAAGCAGAGGAAGAUUCGACCCGAGCUGUUUGUACAGAAGAGCGAUUUGUUCUGCUUCAGCUGCGGAGCGGAUUCAUCCGAGGCCUCAGAGUCCGCAGGGGAGAAGCUGGGUAAGACGAAUCCAGCGUUCACCGACGCCGUGGCAGACGUCACGAUGAAGGAGAGGGAGAAGGUCACCAGGUUCUGAAACAGGCCAGGCUGAGGCCUUAAAAAAUUUAGAAAAAGAUUUAUGCCCCGUCAGCUUUUAUUUUCAGUGGACAUUGGUGUGUGUGUAUUAUAGGUCUGUUUAUCAACAGCGCUGCGUUGUGCAGGCCUUUUUUGAUCGAGGUACUAUCAGUGGACUCAGAUAUUUGCACUGUGAGUGAACUGGUCCCGGUGCAGAUGUGGAUAAUUAGCAUCCACUGAGUGAACGGGUCAGUGACUCGCGGAGCUGAGCACACAGCGCAUAUCCACUGCAGGAAAAGCGCGGUAGCUUUCACAGUGUGCGUGCCACUGUUAAUGCACUGAUAAAGCAGGACUCCAUGUGCUCUUGCGUGCCAUGUUAUGAACAAUAUAGGUGAACCGUGAUCUGAACCCGACCAAAGCCUAAUUAAUUUAUAAUCUUGUGCGUAUUUUGACCUUUUUCUUGUACAAUGGCAUUAAAUAUUUAUGAUGUUUUUUUCCUCCCACAAAAUAAAGAACCCUUCAUUAUUA
Anguilla anguilla (European eel) is the source of this 2979-nucleotide messenger RNA. It is a transcript of the gene slc5a8l, whose product is annotated as solute carrier family 5 member 8, like. The record is from RefSeq and is a predicted model, not a curated record. Gene Ontology annotation, biological process: sodium ion transport; propanoate transmembrane transport. Bases 650 to 2473 code for a protein of 607 amino acids. NCBI's taxonomy places the organism in Eukaryota, Metazoa, Chordata, Actinopteri, Anguilliformes, Anguillidae. Gene Ontology annotation, cellular component: membrane. The transcript is spliced from 15 exons. Gene Ontology annotation, molecular function: organic acid:sodium symporter activity.